AUGGCCAUGAAUGUAGAAGAAAAGGGCCCUAUGGAAGGAAGAGAGAAUUAUACAGAAGAUGGAACAGUGGAUCUCAAAGGUAGACCUGUUCUAAGAUCAAACACUGGAAGAUGGAGAGCUUGUUCCUUCAUUGUAGGGUACGAAGUGUUUGAGAGGAUGGCAUAUUAUGGGAUCGCAACAAAUCUAGUGGUUUACUUGACAAGUAAGCUGCAUGAAGGCACUGUUACAUCUUCAAACAACGUCACGAACUGGGCUGGUACGGUUUGGAUGACACCCAUUUUAGGGGCUUACAUCGCCGAUGCUUAUCUUGGCCGAUACUGGACUUUUGUCUUUGCUUCAGCUAUUUAUGUCCUGGGAAUGUCCCUAGUAACACUAGCAGUUUCAGUUCCAGGCCUAAGACCACCAUCAUGUGGGCAUGGUAUCAAACCAGAGGACUGUCCGAAACGAGCCUCAGAUUUUCAAGUGGGCAUAUUUUACUGUGCCUUGUACAUCAUUGCCAUUGGAACAGGUGGAACCAAGCCCAACAUCUCAACCAUGGGUGCUGAUCAAUUUGAUGAUUAUGAACCUAAAGAAAGGAUGCAAAAGCUAUCCUUUUUCAAUUGGUGGAUGUUUAGUAUUUUCUUUGGUACACUCUUCUCGAACACAUUCUUGAUCUACAUACAAGACAAUGUGGGCUGGGCCAUCGGAUAUGGGCUUCCCACUAUUGGGCUUGCAUUUUCCAUCAUGGUGUUCUUGGUGGGCACCAAAUAUUAUAGGCACAAAUGGCCCACAGGUAGUCCUCUCACUAAGAUAGUUAUGGUGCUUGUGGCUGCUAUAAGGAACUGGAAGGUACCUCUCCCAAAUGACCCUAAAGAACUGUAUGAGCUCAGUUUGGAAGACUAUGCAAAAUCAAGCAGAUUCAGAAUCGACCAUACUCCGUCACUAAAGUUUCUGGACAAAGCAGCAGUGAAGACUAGCUCGUUAAGCUCGCCAUGGACACUAACUCCAGUGACCCAAGUCGAAGAAACGAAGCAAAUCCUCAAAAUGAUUCCGAUCUUAGUGGCAACAUUCAUACCGAGCACCAUGGUAGCUCAGACUGGUACACUUUUCAUCAAACAGGGGACGACCCUCGACAGAGCCAUGGGACCAAACUUCGAAAUCCCACCAGCUUGCCUUGCAGCCUUCGUCACCAUCUUCAUGCUCAUAAGCAUCGUCCUCUACGACCGCUACUUCGUCCCCGCCGUUCGCCGCUACACCCACAACCCAAGAGGAAUCACUCUGUUACAGAGACUGGGCAUUGGCCUAGUCCUUCAUACCAUCAUCAUGGUCACGGCUUGUUUGGCCGAAAGGAAAAGACUUAGUGUCGUCAGAGAAAAAGGCAUCACCGGCAAAAAGGACAUCGUCCCACUCACCAUCUUCAUUCUCCUCCCCCAGUUUGCUCUCAUGGGGGUCGCUGAUUCCUUUGUCGAAACGGCAAAGAUAGAGUUUUUCUACGACCAAGCACCACAGGGCAUGAAGAGCUUGGGAACUUCGUACUUCACUAGUAGUUUGGGGAUUGGGAGUUUCCUAAGUAGUUUUGUUCUGACGACGGUUUCGGACUACACUAAACGACAUGGACGAAAAGGUUGGAUUUUGGAUAAUCUGAACGCUUCCCAUUUGGAUUACUACUACGCUUUCUUGGCUGUGUUGAGCUUUCUCAACUUCUUCUUCUUUCUUUUUGUGGCUAAGUCGUUUGUUUAUAAUGCUGAUGUUACCGAAUCCAAGAGAGACUUCGCCUUGGAACCUUACAAGGUGAAACCUUCAAUUCCGGAGAGUGAAGGGUCUCAUACUGGACUUGUUAUCUAAUCAAAACUGUUAAGCUUG
This is a messenger RNA of Humulus lupulus (European hop), 1842 nucleotides long. RefSeq names its product protein NRT1/ PTR FAMILY 5.2-like. The record is from RefSeq and is a predicted model, not a curated record. Lineage: Eukaryota; Viridiplantae; Streptophyta; Magnoliopsida; Rosales; Cannabaceae. The transcript is spliced from 4 exons. Gene Ontology annotation, biological process: transmembrane transport; dipeptide transport. Gene Ontology annotation, cellular component: membrane. Gene Ontology annotation, molecular function: tripeptide transmembrane transporter activity; dipeptide transmembrane transporter activity. Bases 1 to 1824 code for a protein of 607 amino acids.